AGAAAAGCUAAGCCCUAAAACAAUUUACAAACUUUUUGACUUGCUAGUAGUGACAAAUGGGGAGCCAAAUGGAGAGCCAUUGCAUUGACGAUGAUAUACUCACCGUCAUAUGGACGGCGGAGCAAGUCAUUCAGAGAGUCUGCGAAUUAGCUUCUCAAAUCAACAACGAUUUCUCUUCGCCAGGAUCUUCUUCUCCGGUGGUCGUCGGUGUUGCCACCGGAGCCUUCCUCUUCCUCGCCGACCUCGUCCGCAACAUCAAAUUGCCUGUCACCGUCGAUUUUGUCCGAGUUGAAUCCUAUGGCUCUGGAACUGUUUCCAAUGGUGCUCCGAAGAUUUCAUGUGAUGUGAAGCUUGAUGUCGUCGGAAAACAUGUCAUUCUGGUUGAGGACAUUGUAGAUACAGGAAACACUAUUUCCCAUCUCAUUUCUUACUUGGAAAGUAAAGGCGCAACAUCCGUUUCUGUGUGCACUCUUCUUGACAAACCAUCAAGAAGAAAAGUUCAUUUUAAGCUCUUGGGUGAUGGAAAGUUCUAUGGUGGUUUUGAGUGCCCGGAUUCAUUUGUGGUUGGGUAUGGGCUGGAUUUCAACGAAAGGUAUAGGAACUUGGGUUACAUUGGAGUCUUGAAGCCAGAGAUAUAUGAGUGAUUUUUAUUUACUUAAGGAAUGAAUAAUAACUAAUAAGCUAAAACCAUGGUAGUUGAUGUUUGGUUGUACAUGAAUCGUUUUUAUGAAAAUGUAAUGCAAAAAAAGGGCGUAUUUUGCUCUAUUUUUUAUUUCA
This is a messenger RNA of Lactuca sativa (garden lettuce), 777 nucleotides long. It is a transcript of the gene HGPT, whose product is annotated as Hypoxanthine-guanine phosphoribosyltransferase. Gene Ontology annotation, molecular function: hypoxanthine phosphoribosyltransferase activity; magnesium ion binding. NCBI's taxonomy places the organism in Eukaryota, Viridiplantae, Streptophyta, Magnoliopsida, Asterales, Asteraceae. Gene Ontology annotation, biological process: GMP salvage; purine ribonucleoside salvage; guanine salvage. Gene Ontology annotation, cellular component: cytosol. The record is from RefSeq and is a predicted model, not a curated record.